GAGUCAAGUAAUGUCUCCCGCCUUCUUUUAACCGGUCUUCAUGCAUGUGGCGAUCUGUCUAUGGCUGUUCUCCGUAUCGCCAAUGAAAGUCGGCUGACUAAGGCAGUGGUGCUGGUCUCUUGUUGUUACAUGAAAAAGAUGCUAGUUCCGUCUACACAAUCUUCAUAUAAUCUUGAUACCUCCGCCAGUCUUUCAGAUGCCUUCAAUUUUCCACAGUGCCAACUGUUCAAAGACCUCUCAGUUAAACCUGUAUGUUGA
This is a messenger RNA of Protopolystoma xenopodis, 258 nucleotides long. The record is from the annotation of a GenBank genome assembly. Lineage: Eukaryota; Metazoa; Platyhelminthes; Monogenea; Polystomatidea; Polystomatidae.